GCCAAGAGAGACAGACAAAGCACUCAUUGGUGCCCUCUGCAACAGAACACUAUUAGGGGGCUGGCUGUAAAUUGACGUGGCAUGGAAAAUCUCUGCUCACUUUGUAGCAGUUUGUAUUUUUUUGAAAGAGGAGUAGUACUCCUGCUGAAUUUGUUGCCUGGUAUCCUUAAGAGCGGUUGUGCCUUGCUGUAAAUAUGGAGAGAAAAAUUCUCUUUUUUCUAACUUGGGAGCAGAAGAUUUUUUUCUGUUUGGAUGUUUGGUUAACAGCAAUAAAGAAGAUCUAAAACAGAUUGCUUGUUUUUAACCCGUCUUGUGAGAGAAGCCGAUUUUGUGCCUGCAGAGUUUCUUCCUUAGCUUCUUACUGUUCUCCUUAUACCCAUCCGUCAGGUCUUAAGAUGGGGUGUGGGCUGAGAAAGCUAGAAGAUCCAGAUGACAGCAGUCCUGGAAAAAUAUUUUCAACGCUAAAGAGACCGCAAGUGGAAACAAAAACAGACUCUGCUUAUGAGUACAUAUUGCUGGAUUUUACAUUAGAAGUUAUCUCAAAUCCAGAAAUUAUCAAAAUAUGCUCUGUUUUGGAUAUUGCAAAGAACGUGGAGGAGUAUUAUAAUAAAGGAUAUGUGGUAGGAGCUAUUCAUCCUGUUUUACUGUCAUCUGGACAAAGAAGGCAUUUUCCAGCAAGUCACAUCUAUCGAGUUGUGCUUGUGCGUCUCAAAUUCAGCCACAAGAAUCCACCAAUGAGAGAACCAAGACCCAGGCUUGUGAUUGAAGAGUGUCCUUUAACAUAUGAAAAACUAACAAAUGAGGCAGUUAAGGAAGUGUUAGAGAAGGUCAAUGAUGCUGCUAAAAGAGGAAUGAAGUUUGUUGGGUUUAUAACCCAAUCUUGCUCUCAAUCUAAAAUCUGCAAUGGUACAAACCUGGGCGAAGAUAUGGAGUCUGACUCGACACUAUGCAGAAGGAACAGAGAGCAGAGGAGCCAUGAUUCAGAGGAAAAUGUUAGAAUCUGGAAUGAAGGGACACUGAGUAGUCAAUCCUCUGAGAGUGGAAUACAGGAAGAAAUUCAGCUGGACAUCAGGCCAGCACAAAAGACUGAUUUUCAAGAGGGAAUAGAAGGCUGUCCCAGCCCGAAUAAAUUAAAGGAAAAAGAAGACACCAAACUAUAUACAGUUUUCAAUGUCUUUGAAGAUGAUUCCAUCAGUUGGACCUAUCAUGACAGUAUUUUGUCUCUGAAAGUGUCACGGAAAGGACCUGUGAUUAGUACAUUGGAUGCUGAUUGGUUAGAUUUAACCACAUUUUAUUACAAACAAGGGUUAUCAUUAAUUGACUCCUUUGUGUGUUGGGAAGCCUCUAAAGCUGACUUUGGGCUCAAAUCAUUAGAAGGGUUAUUUAUAUAUGAAGAAGAACCGGGGUUUCCAGGUUCGGAGAAGAAAGGAAAUGAUGCUAUUGUUGUAGAACAAUGGACUGUCAUUGAGGGCAGUGAAAUCAAAACUGAUUAUGGUCCUUUACUGCACACUUUGGCUGAAUUUGGCUGGCUUUUAACAUGUGUGUUGCCUACUCCUGUCAUCCGACUGGACAGUGAAGGCAAUCUAGCCACUAAGCAAGUUGUUUUCCUUCAGCGGCCAGCUAUGGGGAACCCAGCUGUCCAGAUACCUGAGAAAAAAACUACUAAGCAAUUUGGAGAAGAAAAGUUGAACAUAAGAAGUGGAAAAAUUGGAUCAGACACAGCUACUUCUCAGCCUGUCCAGCACAUGCAACCUACAGAGGAAUUCCAUAUAGCACCUUCUCCAGAGUGUUGGCCCACGGAUGAAUCUGCCCAGUAUGGAAGCUUCCCUGCAUUCAAGAGCAGUGAUGGCAUGCUUAGAGAACUGGAGGAAGGACAGUUUGACCAAGAAGAUGGAGUCACUCAGGUUACUUGUAUGUGACCAGAAAAUUACUAAGAGGAACCUAUAGGUAUUUUUAAUGUAAAAAUGUAAUAUUUUAUUAAUAUGCAUAGGCAUAUUUGUUUGUUUCCUCAGCCAAAUAGGUAUAUGUUGGAGUCGUUUUUGCCAACUGCGUUGAGGAAUCUAUGGAACUAUUUCUAUUGCAUUUAUAGAAUUAUUAACUUGUACAUUAGGUCAAUUGUAUUAGUAUGUUACAUUCCUAGAACAACGCUAUAAACUGCUGGUGGCCCUCUUUGCAAUCUUCCUGGCAACUGGAAAGGAAACGGCUAUAGACAAGCUGUUGACUUUUGCCCUGUUGGAAAGCAUAACCUUUUAUACAGUGUGACAAUAUGAUGCAAUAAUACUGCUAUACCCUUAUAAACAUAAUAAGGAUUAAGAAUAAAUUAAAAUGGUUUCUAAACAACCGUGUCAUUACUGAGCUUUACUUUUACUCUCAUUGUUUUUAAAAUACUAAAAUUCAAAUGGUGAUCAUAAAACCUUUUGCUGAAAUAUCUGAGUUCUUUGUAACAUGAGAUUGUUGAGAAGUUGAAGAAAUAAAGUUUUGCCCAAAUGCCUUUAGAUUCUGUCCUGGGAAGGCAUGA
Pantherophis guttatus is the source of this 2518-nucleotide messenger RNA. It is a transcript of the gene RFTN2, whose product is annotated as raftlin family member 2. Lineage: Eukaryota; Metazoa; Chordata; Lepidosauria; Squamata; Colubridae. The record is from RefSeq and is a predicted model, not a curated record.